Vombatus ursinus (common wombat) is the source of this 2771-nucleotide messenger RNA. It is a transcript of the gene ADAMTSL5, whose product is annotated as ADAMTS like 5. NCBI's taxonomy places the organism in Eukaryota, Metazoa, Chordata, Mammalia, Diprotodontia, Vombatidae. The coding region runs from base 80 to 1570 and encodes 496 amino acids. Gene Ontology annotation, cellular component: extracellular matrix. The record is from RefSeq and is a predicted model, not a curated record. The transcript is spliced from 12 exons. Gene Ontology annotation, biological process: extracellular matrix organization. Gene Ontology annotation, molecular function: metalloendopeptidase activity; protein binding.
AGAGCUGCUCAGACACUCGGCCCAGGUUAGGGAGAGGUGGCCCGUCCAGCCCCACGCGCGACCGCGCCCUCCCCCCCAGAUGCCACCUCCCGUGGGGACCCAAGAGGCUCGGGUUGAACACCCAGCCGGGAAACUCUGGCCCAGGCCUCGACCAGUCCUGCUUCUGAUCUGGAUAUACCUAUGCUGUGGUCUGGAGGGGAGGACUCAGGGAAGGUCUGAGUCCAGUGAGUGGACGUCCUGGGGGGCUUGGAGCGGCUGCUCCAGCACUUGCGGGCAGGGGGCUUCAGUGCGCAGCCGGAGAUGUGUGCGGAUUUCCCGGGAACAUGCCUGCGGGGGAGAUUCUCACCAGUACCGCGUAUGCAGGCUCCCUGAAUGCCCCUCUGGUGCCAUGCCCUUCAGGGAGCUGCAGUGUGCCCUCUACAACAGUAGGCCUGUUCUGGGUGACCAGGCCAUCUACCAGUGGGUCCCUUUCUAUGGAGCUCCCAAUCUGUGUGACCUGAACUGCCUGGCAGAGGGCCACACUUUCUACUAUACCUUUGGACGAGUGCUGGACGGGACGCCCUGCAGCCUGGACUCUGAUGGGCUUUGUAUCAAUGGCCGAUGCCUUACUGCAGGCUGUGAUGGGGUCCUGGGCUCCGGGAACCAUGAGGACAACUGUGGGCAAUGUGGUGGCAGAAACAGCUCCUGUCUCUUCGUCCAGCGUGUCUUCAGCGAGACCACCCCACCCUCCGGUCAAUCAUAUGGCUACUGGAAUGUGACCCUUAUUCCCAUUGGUGCCCGGCAUAUCAGAGUCACUGACAGGAGCCGCAAUUAUCUGGCACUAAUGGGCAGUGAUGGGCGCUAUGUUUUCAAUGGAGACUGGGCCGUUGACUGGCCAGGGAUCUUCCAGGUGGCCGGGACCCAGGUCCACUAUAGUCGCACCAAUGACCGAGAUGAGAGUCUGUGGGCAGCUGGGCCCACAGGUGAAGACCUCCACUUGCAGGUUCUCUUCCAAGAGCCCAACCCAGGCAUUGAGUUUGAGUUCUGGCUGCCAAGGGAUGCCUAUUAUGUCCUGCAGAGCCACAGCAGUCCUCUAAGGCAGCCACAGAUUCGGGAGGUGGAGGUGGGGCCCCAGGAGGCUGCCCCAUCCUGGACUCAGCCAGCCCCCUUCUCUCCACCUCGGGAGCAGCCCAUUGAAACAGAGAGCUGCAAGCCAUGUCCAGGUGCCAAGGGACGGAGCCAGCGUCUGCUUCAUUACUGCAGGAGUGACUUUGUAUUCCGGGCCCGGGUCCUGGCACGGCUCCGUGUAGGUGAGGAGACCCGGUAUGACAUUCAGGUGCAACAUUCCUACAAGAACUGGACCCCACUAGAGCGGAGGGAGUUCCUCUGGGCCCCAGGGGCCUGCCCCUGCCCCCUGCUGGUCCUUCGAGCGGAGUACCUAGUGGCCGCCCAGCGACACAUCAACUAUGAGGGUACCCUGGACCGGCUGCUGCUGCCCCAUGCUGGCUAUGCCCGGCCCUGGACUCCCAGAGAAGACGCCCGCAUCCAGGAGGUGGCCAAGCAGUGUCCCCAGGCCCCACCAGCAGGCUGAGGCUAUCUGCCUAAACUCUAGAGAGGGCCAUGCCUUGCCCGCCCAGUUGACUGCCCCCAAGAGAGGACCAGGCUGGGCCUAUCAAGAGUCCCUGGAAAGGGCAGAUCCAUUCUACAAUAACACUGCCCGGUAUGGUAGCGCUCCAGGGGGAUUCUUCUGGGUCAUGGGCAUAGGGGAGCCCAGUCUACAUUGGUGCCCAUAGUUACCCCACCUUCAGGAGGAGGCAGAAACUAUAAGGACCAGAACUGGCCUCUGCUUUGUGGCCUCCCUCUGGACCCUGAAUUUUCUCCAAUCUUCCAGCCUGUAGGGUACCACAGGGACACACACACACACACACACACACUCCAAGGAGUGGAUCUCUCUCCCAUGGGCACAUAUACACAUGGCACAAUACAGUAACACAAUUUGGAUACAGCAUACAAUGCAGAUCAAGUCAAAGGCACGAGGCAUCCAAAUGCAAGCAGCACGCAAUUUUCAAUCAUUCCUUCCAGAAACACUUUGUAAGCACCUACUAUGUACAAGGAAGGGCCUCUGCUGGGGCCAGGGAUGGAUACACAGACCCUGCUCCUUAGGAGCCUACAAUCUAAUAGGGGUACAGACAUUUACACCACUUUGAUGAGGGAGAGUGAGAUCAUGGGAAAAGAGAGAGUAAACCAGGCAAAGUGCCAGGAGAAAUUUGAAGGAGAGGUUAUCCUGACCUGGGGAAUUAGGGAAGGAUUCUGGGAAGAAACACCACCUGGGCUGAGCCUUUAAUAUUUUAACAGAAACUAAGAGGAGGAAAAGAAGCCCCUCUAGGAAUGGGAGACAGCGUAAACUGGGGCAGAGCUGGAAGAAGGCAAGAUGAGACCAGGGCACAAGAAUGGGGAGCCAUCCAGACUGGCUGGGACACAGUCUGACAACUGGAAAAGUAGGUCAGAGCCAAGUUGUGGAAGACCACGAAUGAGAGGCCCUUUUGAGCAGAGACAUCACAAGACUGGAGUCAAGGAAGACUACCUUGGUAGCUCUUGGAUAAUUUGAGACGAGAGGUUGAAAUCGAACCAGGAUCAGUUGAAAGGGGGUAGAGGGGUAGAGGGAGGAUGUAAGAGCUUUAAGGAGACAGACUCAAUUAGAUUUAACAAUUAAUGUAGGAUAUAGGGGAAACACGUGCCUUGGCAACACAAAUGUUGGUGGGGUGUAUAGCACAUAAAUUGUUUUUCAGACA